Patiria miniata (bat star) is the source of this 1011-nucleotide messenger RNA. RefSeq lists its product as uncharacterized. Lineage: Eukaryota; Metazoa; Echinodermata; Asteroidea; Valvatida; Asterinidae. Bases 1 to 837 code for a protein of 278 amino acids. The transcript is spliced from 5 exons. The record is from RefSeq and is a predicted model, not a curated record.
AUGGAGAAGCAUCCGUGUUAUAGCUUCUAUUGCAAGCUCACCAACAACUCAGACUCAUCGACGAACCGCACGCAAAGUGCUUUGGAUUGCCCAGAGCAAGAGGAUCACGGUGUUGGAAAGCUCGACACGGAAAAUUCCAAGACCUUGGAUGGUCUGUCUCCAGAUUCAUCAUCUCAACAGGUUCCGCGCCUGAUCGAUGCCGGCAAAGAUGUAGCCUGCUCACAAGAUAGUGGGCUCGUGGCACCAAACCAAACCCCAGAUAAGCCAGCAGAUGAGGCAUCACUAGUGGAGGGAAUAAGAACAGGACUACCAAGGGUAGACUGCUCAGCCGUUGUGAGACGACAGGGCUCCAAAGAGCUGGCUGCAAGCUCUGUAGCAGCUGCUGUUGCUGCUGCUACCGUAGACUCCGACGCCGGCACAAUUAACACUACUUUCAAUAUCAGCAUCAAUGCUACUAAUAGCCCUGUCAACUUCGGCACAACCCACGGAAUCGUUUGUAACUACGGUACAGCAUCAAUCACAGAUGGAAGAGGGGAAGACGUCUCCCCUGAAGCAAUCCAGAUGCUAACUGAGUUGGAGAAAUGUCUUGGGAAGAAAAAUGUGGCAGAGGUGCUGUCAAAGGGUCUGGAGAUGGUGAAAAAGCAAGGAGGCCUUGAUGACCCUUCUCAUAUGCCGAGACUCUCUGAAGCAAGCCAAAGUUCAUCAUCUGAAGCCAUGGCCUCCUCUGCUACCGGUACCGAUGCAACCUCAUUGUGUAUGGACGUUGCCGCUGCAUCGAGUGGAAUCGAUAACAUACAGAUCUUGGACACUUUCCCUGAAAAGUCCGAGCAAAACUAAUACAGGGCGGAUACAGGGGUAGGGCGAUAUUGAUCUGAUAUUACGUCCCCUUACAAUGCACGGAAAGCGGACAGUGUCAAAGACUUUUCAUAUCUAGAUCGGGUCGAUAACCACUGGUUGACUCGUUCUGGUUCCCUGCUGUGCAUUGCGAUUUGAACGGCUACUGAUAACCAG